Molecule: messenger RNA, 2813 nt
Organism: Telopea speciosissima
Lineage: Eukaryota; Viridiplantae; Streptophyta; Magnoliopsida; Proteales; Proteaceae
Product: regulator of nonsense transcripts UPF3-like
Exons: 12
Coding region: 187-1923 (578 amino acids)
Biological process (GO): positive regulation of translation; nuclear-transcribed mRNA catabolic process, nonsense-mediated decay
Cellular component (GO): nucleolus; cytoplasm
Molecular function (GO): mRNA binding
Source: RefSeq, a predicted model, not a curated record
UGCAUCAGAUUUUCCAAAUUUAGGGCAAAACUUUUGCAGAGUCGGUUCCGAAAACUCUUACAAAGAUGUAAUUUCAGGGGGGAGACCAGAGUUUCAUUAGGAAUUGGAGCAUCUAAUUUUUAGAAAUUUUCAGUUUAUAGUUGCAACUUGCAAUCGUGGUUCGAGUGUUGAGGGGAAAUUUCACAUAUGAAGGAUCCGUUCGAUCGAACGAAAGUAGUGCUUCGGCACUUGCCCCCGGCGCUGUCCCAGUCGGCGCUUAUGGAGCAAAUCGAUGCCCACUUUGCUGGUCGUUACAAGUGGUUUUAUUUUCGUCCCGGGAAGAAUAGCCAGAAGCAUCCUCAAUAUUCACGAGCUUAUAUUGAUUUCAAGCAGCAAGAUGAUGUAGUUGAGUUCGCUGAGUUCUUGAAUGGACAUGUUUUUGUUAAUGAGAAGGGUACUCAGUUUAAAAUCAUAGUAGAAUAUGCCCCUUCACAACGUGUUCCAAAGGCUUGGUCUAAAAAAGAUGGUCGUGAAGGAACUAUGUUCAAAGAUCCUGAGUACCUGGAGUUCCUUGAGCUUAUUUCAAAGCCUGUUGAGAAUCUCCCCAGUGCAGAGAUACAACUGGAAAGAAGAGAAGCGGAGCGAGCUGGUGCUCCAAAAGAGUCUUUUAUUGUUACUCCUCUGAUGGAUUAUGUUCGUCAGAAAAGAGCUGCUAUGAGUGGGUCUCAGAGGUCAUCAUCUAAUGGAAAGCUUAGCAGAAGAUCAGGAGGAGCCUCACCUUGCAGUUCUAGUUCCUCUUCAACCAGAAGAGGUUCUGAGAAGAGAAGAAUCUCGGCUUCAAUGUAUGUUUUAAGGGAGAGUGCAAAGAGCAGUAGUGGGAAGGACAAGUCCAAGUAUAUAUUAGUGCCAAGGAGAGAAGAUCAACAGCUUGCAGAGAAAUCUGCUUCUGCAGCUACUGCAACUGGAACUGAAGUCUUGGAAGAUGAAAGUGGUCCUGUGAAUGAGGGACCUGGACCAGGAGUGGGUGCUGUUGCUGAUACUAGGAAGAAAAAGGUCAUCCUCCUGAAAGGGAAAGAGCGGGAAAUUUCUCAGAGUCUAAGGCGUGAGGCUAGUGGAAGGAUGAUCAAAAGCAUUCUUUCAAACAAAGAACCACGUCAGAUUCAAUUAUCAGCAACAGGCCAGUCUGACCAGCAAAUCCCGACCUUGAAUUUAGAAAAGGACAAACGACCACCUCGGCCCCUGAACAUUCGUUCGGUUUUGAAGGAUCACAUUUCUAGUAUUUCACAGACCUCAUGUAGUUCUGAUUGCUAUACAAAGAAGGCACUUGAUGGGAAUGAUGUGCAUGGGUUUGGUUCUGUCAAUGAGAAGCAAGAAAAGCGUACCAGAAAUAAGGAUAGACCUGAUCGUGGAAUUUGGGCGCCUCUUCGUCGUUCAGAUGGAUCACAUGCAAGUGAUGAAUACCUGUCAUCACCCUCUUCUCUGUGUACACAGUUACUGUCAGAUUCUUUUGAUGACAUGACCAUUACUCAAAAUGCGGGGGUUCGUAAAAUUGGGGAUGAUGUUGAGGACUCGGAAUCUAGUCAUAAAUCAGCAUUCUCUGCUGGGAAACAUCGUAAUCACGAUGUAUCUCUUCACAGUUCCCGAGUAGAACAUGGUGGUAAUUCAUCUGCCUAUGAUAUCGCAGUAAGUCACGGAGAAGUGAAAAUUGAUAUUACUUAUGCGGGCAGAUCUGAAGUUAAAACCCUUGGGAGUGGACGAAACAACUUUUCUUCUGUAGAGAAUGGAUCCCACAGGCAUGCUGGUCGCCGUGGACCUGGACAUGGGGGAAAGGAUGUUGAUUCCUCUAUGCAUCUAACUGAGGGAAAGCCCUCCAAAAAAGGUGUUUCUGGCUAUGGUUCCCAUGAGAAGCAAGUAUGGGUUCAGAAGUCAGGUUCAGGUUCGUAGUUUUAUUCUUAAUUGGCUGUGGUCAAGGUUGCCACUUGAUUUGGGUGUCGGAGCUUUGUCUCUUGACUCAUUUUGCAGUAAAGUGCUCUUUUACAUUGUUCGAGAAUGCUUUUGGCACAAAAUUUCCAGGCUUCAAGGUCCGGCAUGGUUUGAGUCAAGGGAAAAGAGACAUUCUCUUGUUACUAGAUGGAUGAUCACUGUAAAGGCAGUAUGCAAGUUAUGGCGGGGAAAUCUUUCCGUCUGAAAUAACCUGGAGGAAGUUCAGCUGACUGUGGCUCGGUGGGUUGAAGAAGUUCCAAUCUGAAGACAGUGAUGAAGAUCAAGGAAUGAAUAGUUAUCAUAGUACAAAGCAUUACAUAUUUCAGUGAGAUCUGACAUGGUGGGACUGGUUCAGUAGAGGAACUAAUUUUCUCAUUGGGCAAUACAAGGCGAGAGCUGGCUUAACUCAAAACUCGAAUCUGGGGGUGUUCUGGUUUUAUAGUUGGAUUUGUUCUUUAUAUUGAACUGUAAAUAUAACUUUUGACAGUGAGUGCCACUUGGCCCACUGUCUAUAGAUCUGUUGAGAAUCCAUCAUAUAUAGAAGGCGAGUAGUUAGUAGUUUUGUUUAAUAAGAGCUGUUUUGUAUGUGGGUUUAAUAUUGAAAGAAGACACAGGGUAGCCGUUUGGUGGAUUGUCUUCAGAUUUGCAGUUUUGGUUGCCCGACUGACAGGAAUUUAUGCACGAAGAAGGGAGUGGGUACGGGGUGCUGAUUGGGUUUUAUUUGGGGUACGGCAUCAGUUGGUGUUGCUUUAUGUGGAUGAAUGAAAUAUUGGUUUCUGAUAUGUAAUCUUCUCUCAGUUAUUGCUGCUGUAUAUUUUUCUCAGCAGGACCUGAAAGUGUCCUGAUAUUGU